Messenger RNA from Trichomonas vaginalis G3, 324 nucleotides. RefSeq lists its product as uncharacterized. The transcript has a single exon. NCBI's taxonomy places the organism in Eukaryota, Parabasalia, Trichomonadida, Trichomonadidae. The record is from RefSeq and is a predicted model, not a curated record. The coding region runs from base 1 to 324 and encodes 107 amino acids.
AUGUUAAAUCAGAAAGUUGAACCUCCUUUAGCAAAUAUCUACAGUCGAUAUGCAAGAGAUGAACCAUAUUUAUUUAAAGAUGUUUUCGACCAAGAUGCUGUGAUAGUUCAUGCUUCAUUUUCUGGCGCCCAAAACUCUUUCUUAUGCUUGGCAAAUGACUUUUACGAAAAACCUACAAAGUUAUACGAACCACCAAGUGGAAGUAUUUCAGACUUUCAAGUAUGGUUUACUACAGAUGGAAGAAAAAGAAUAAUUCCAUUAUACCAUGCGUUUUACUUAGAACUUAGUUUCAUAUACAACUACUAUCGAACGGUAAAAAUAUAA